Molecule: messenger RNA, 657 nt
Organism: Penicillium salamii
Lineage: Eukaryota; Fungi; Ascomycota; Eurotiomycetes; Eurotiales; Aspergillaceae
Source: the annotation of a GenBank genome assembly
AUGGUUUUAGGCAUAGUUAUGAUGACGGCGAUGCUGCCGACGAUGUACGGCCUCAACGAAUCUAGCAAAGCAACACGCGACCAAGAAGACAGCCGCAAGAACACAUCGCGCAAGCAAAGAUGUCAUCUGGUGGCGAUGUGCUCGCUGGGCCAAGGGACUCAAAGCCAACGCGAGCAAGUUCACAAUGCCCGCGUCUAUGUGGGGCGAGACGGGAAGCUAUACAUCACAAAGCACCCCAGCUCGGAUAUGUCUCCAUUCAAUGGCGGCUUCUACACACACCCUGAUUUUCCGCCUGACAAUACCUCCGGCGUGGUCACAAUCACUGGCGAGCAGCCCCCCACAUUACGAUGGGUAUUCUUGGAUGCCAAUACACAUGAAAUGCGAUGGGGAGGGCGUCCUGACAGUGAGGGCCAUGUGUGUGGGCCCUUCGAUUGGACCAAAGACGAACAGUGCAUGAAGCUUGAGGGCUGGGAGGGGUGGCUGGCGGUUCGGUUACCUGAAGAUGACACCCGGGACCGAGCGGAUACAGACCUGGAGAUCGGCGAUGGUCGCGAGAUCUGGCGCCUGUAUUUCGACCAAAAUGAUAAUGGGGCCGAUCUGCCGCCCGGCUCCCAGGGGAUGGAAAUUCGCCUGAAGCGAGUGACGGCGGAAUCAUAG